This is a messenger RNA of Cetraspora pellucida, 924 nucleotides long. Lineage: Eukaryota; Fungi; Glomeromycota; Glomeromycetes; Diversisporales; Gigasporaceae. The record is from the annotation of a GenBank genome assembly.
AUGACAACUUGGAGAAAAAUAACUGAGAAUGUAUUGAAUAAGGCAGAAACUAAUAGAACUUUAGCUUCAUAUUAUAGAGACCAUAAGGAUAAGUAUAUGUGUUCUAAUUGUUAUAACAUGAUUGUAGUAAAUAGAACAAUUGUUUUUAAGGAACACAUUAUAGAAUAUAAGAGGGAAUUAAAAAGGCAUAGAAAGAAUGAUAGCCUUUCUAUGUCUGAAAGUAUUUCUUUAUUAAUUAACAUUAUCAUUGAAAGAGAAAUUAUAGGAAAUGUUCCAUCUAUUGUUUCAUUUUUCAAGUUUCAAUCUAUUGUUAAAGGCAAGAAUGAGCAAUUAAGUUUUUUUUUUGAUGAAAUCAAAGCAAUGACUUGUUUGGAAAAAAAAAAUGAUACUGAACGAAAAGUACUUGAUCGUUUUUUAGCAUAUCAAUGUUAUUUGAUGUGCUGGAAUCAAAGCAUGAUCAUUCUGCUUUGGAACUUAAAAGAUGAAAAAUAUGAAAAAGAAUUAGCAAUUUACAGUUUUAAACAGUUGCGAAUAGAGAUGGUGACUAAGGAUUUCAGACUAAGUAGUUUCUUUAAUUCAAUCUAUAAUGCAUCACUUUCUAAAAAUAAUAGAAGUGAUAAAUAUUUAGAAAAAUUAGAUAAAAAAUUAGUAAUGAAAUGUUAUAUUAUUUGUAGUAAUCAAAAUUUUAAAUUAACAAUAUUUAAGAAAGAUAUUUUACUUUUUGUAGAUUUGAUGAGGAUUUUGAUAAAUGCUAUAGAUGUCUUAUCACAUGCUAGCAUAAUGAUUUCACAAAGGCAUUUUGAUAGAAAGAAGACAACUAUUACUAAUAAUCAUUUGUUUAAGAUUAAUUCAUAUCUAGAAAGUAAGAAAAAUAAUACCUUAGUGCUUAAAAUUGAUGAUUAUCAUAAUAUCUAUACUGAAUAA